AUGCGCAUGUUGGCGAUGAAUCCGCUAAUGCACGAAACCGAGCGUCGUCGUGCUAAUCAUGUGUCACGUGUAGUGCACAGCCCCUCGGUCAGUAGCGAUACAGACAAGGAAGGCGAUGCUCUUGACGACGAUGUGGACGAAUUGGACCCUGUUGACGGGUUUCCUAGCCCACCUGCACGUGUGAGGCCACGUCGGCGCUUUGUCAAACCAGGAGUUACCACAUAUGAACUUUCAUUCUCCCGUCGUCCUGCGCGCAGAGUUUCAGCUUCUAAAGACGAAAUAAGUGACGACAAGGAGGCAGACGAGUACCAUCCGGCCCUACCUGGUGCUUAUCGUCCUACACCUGUCGUGUCGUCGCUGUCAAGUGUAUUGACCGAAGUCAUGACUGGCAAGACACAGGCGCUGAAUAACAUUAUAGACACGACGCCUCCUCAGCCUAAUGUGACAUACGUGGUAGAGCACGCACAUGACGGGACGCCGUACGUCGCGGCGUCAGAUGGCAAUAGAUAUUUUGAGAACUCGACCAUUGGUCAGAUUUUUUUAAAUCCUGUUUCCAGUCAAUCAGAACCUAAAGCUGAGGAAUCGAAUCUGAAUUUCAUACAGUCUGGCGGAUGGAAUCAUCAGCAACAAUCGACAAGGAGACCAGAUUUGGUAGAUGGAGUGAUAACAACAGGUGACGGAUCAGCAGAAAGUGAUGUGGACACUAAGAAAGGAUCGAAAGCGCUGUUAAGUUUUAAAAAUUUUCACAAAAGCAAGAAAAAGACUGGAUUAGCUGACAUGGGUACUGGCCAGGAAAAGGAGAAUACAAUGCAAGACACACACAAUGGUAUUUCAGUGCCGAAUCCGGACAGGAAUCGUGCUGGAUCUUGUUGGGAACCUACGGCACAUCAGGAUACAGCACAAGAAUUUCAAGAGCAGCAACUCGCAAGUGUACAACUGCUUGAUUCGACUGGGAUGUUGUCUGCACAACAAGCGAGUUCCGACUUGCUAGUGGAAUCUGAAACAGCUAGCAAUUCUAGUAGCAGCAGUUCAAUCAAGACACUUCCUCGACUUCAGCCAAAGAAAGACCUUCCAGCGCCUCCUCUAGCGGUUAAUGCGUAUGACGAAGAUGAUAAUCCUCUCUGUCGAUCUUUUCAGAACGUACGUGAUGUGGAUUCUAUGCGUUCAAGCCUUCGUAAAGAAGAACACAAUGAUGACCAUGAACACGAUAACGAGCACGAUGACAUAGCAGUAGAUGGAGAGAUUCCUGAUGCUGAUUCUCCUGACUUUUCGGGACGAGUUCGGGUGUCAUCAGGCGCAACAAGUGUCGUAGAGUUUGUCGGUGGAUUUAAAGGUCAACUUUCUCGACGAACAGGUGCAAAUGGAUUGAUCACUCGCAAGCGAGCUGUGCGGCACGCGCGUCUGACAGCAGAGGAACAAAAAGCGGCUGAUCUGGCAAAGAAAAUUCGUGAGGCGCGUAAUCGUAUUCCACUUGAAUUUCGAGAUGAGUAUCAAUCGUCCGCAGGUCAAAAACAGCUUCAAAAGAAGAAAAAGUGGCGAGCUGUCAGUCGACACGUUCACUUCAACACGGACGUGCUCGUGCGAGAGUUUGAUGUCGAGUCGGAGGAGGAAGAUGAUGGAUACAACAGUCCCGACGAAAUUGUGGAUGCAGUUCAACUAGUAAGUAAGCGUGACGUUGUCUAUGCAGAAGACGUUGUAUCUACUUUUCCGAUGGAACAGUUGGAGCUGCCACCUAAUCAGCAUGAGACCAUCGGGCAUGAUUUUCCGUCUCCACCGUCAACAGACAAUGCAGAUGAAGCUAAUCGAUAUGCGCAGGAUCCACUAACGUUUUCUCAACUUAAAAAUGACAAGCGAAUGUCGUUUUCAGAACUCUAA
This is a messenger RNA of Plasmopara halstedii, 1875 nucleotides long. RefSeq lists its product as uncharacterized. Lineage: Eukaryota; Oomycota; Peronosporomycetes; Peronosporales; Peronosporaceae. Bases 1 to 1875 code for a protein of 624 amino acids. The record is from RefSeq and is a predicted model, not a curated record. The transcript has a single exon.